GCUUUGGUCACAGCGUUCAACUUCAAAGCUCGGCAUCAGUUGUCUAAUACGGCUUUCGAUGAACUGUUAAAGAUUUUGGGACAAUUGCUCCCAAAAAAAAAUGAAAUGCCGUCAUCGAUGUAUGAGGCAUCGAAGACCAUGGAUACAUUAGGGAUGGAAUAUGAGAAAAUACAUGCAUGUCCUUCAGACUGCAUACUCUAUCGGAAGGAGUACAAAGAUGUAACUACAUGUCCUACAUGAAAAAGGUCAAGAUGGAAGUUAAAGAAAAAUUCAACUGAAGUAAGAGAAUGUGUCCCAGCAAAAGUUGUAUGGUAUUUUCCACUGAUCCCGAGGUUCCUAAGGAUGUAUCAGUUACCAGAAACAGCAAAGAACUUAGCAUGGCAUGCUAAUGAAAGAGAGUCCGAUGGAAAACUACGUCACCCAGCAAACUCCCCAGCAUGGAAGUUAGUAGACCACAUGUGGCCAGAUUUUGGUGCAGAGCCAAGAAACCUUCGGCUAGCUAUUUCUGCCGAUGGUAUAAACCCACAUAGUUCUCUUAGCAGUCGGUAUAGUUGUUGGCCAGUUGUAAUGGUUAACUAUAAUCUUCCACCAUGGUUGUGCAUGAAGAGGAAAUUCAUGAUGUUAACUUUGUUGAUAUCAGGUCCACAACAACCUGGUAAUGACAUCGAUGUUUUUUUAGCACCUCUAAUUGAUGAUUUGAAACUAUUAUGGGAUGUAGGGGUUGAGGCUUACGAUGCUUACCGACAACAACAUUUCAAUUUGAGGGUUGUACUGCUUUGGACAAUUAAUGAUUUUCCUGCAUAUGGAAAUUUGAGUGGUUGCAAGGUUAAAGGGUAUGGUGCGUGUCCAAUUUGCAGCGAAGGAACUUGCUCUCGUAGAUUAAAACAUGGUAAGAAGAAUAUUUAUGUGGGACAUAGAAAAUUUCUUCCAAUAAACCAUUCAUAUCGAAGGUUAAAGAAGGCAUUUGAUGGCAAACAGGAGUUGGGAUUGGCUCCAUCGCCAUUAAGUGGAGAGGAGGUAUUAAGAAAGGUGCAAGGCAUUAAACUCAUAUGGGGAAAGAAAAAAAAAACAAAUCAGCAGGUGUUGGUCAUAAAAGUUGUUGGAAGAAGAAGUCCAUAUUCUUUGAUCUUGAGUAUUGGAAGUACUUGCUUAUCCGACACAUAUUGGAUGUUAUGCACAUUGAGAAGAAUGUGUGUGAGAGUAUCAUUGGUACGUUGUUUAACAUUCCGGGCAAAACAAAGAAUGGAAUUAAUGCUCGUCUUGAUCUUGUGGAGAAGGGUUUACGACAAGAGUUGGCACCACAGAUUGGAGAGAAGCGGACACACUUGCCGCCAGCAUGCUAUACACUAUCAAAUGUGGAGAAAAGAAGACUUUGCACAACACUGUCGGAGCUCAAGGUCCCCGAAGGAUAUUCUUCAAAUUUAAGAAAUUGCGUCAAUAUGGAUGAUUUGAAACUCUAUGGCAUGAAGUCACAUGAUUGUCACGUACUAAUGCAACAGUAUUGCCUGUGGCAAUACGUUCUGUGUUGCCUAAAGAAGUGAGAUAUGCCACUACAAGAUUAUGCUUCUUUUUCAAUGCUAUCUGUGACAAGGUUGUUGAUGUGGCAAAGUUGGACAAAAUUCAAUCCGAUAUACUAAUCACAUUGUGUUUGCUUGAAAAGUACUUUCCACCAUCCUUCUUUGAUAUCAUGAUUCAUUUGACAGUGCAUCUUGUUAGAAAAGUACGACUAUGUGGACCUGUUCAUUUUCGAUGGAUGUACCCAUUUGAGAGGUUCAUGAAAGUUUUAAAGGGUUGUGUUCGUAAUCGUAAUUGUCCAGAGGGUUGUAUGGCUGAAAGUUACAUUGCAGAAGAAGCAGUUGAGUUUUGCGCAGAUAACUUAUCUAGAGUCGAUCCAAUUGGAGUUCCUGUUGCUAGGAACAUGACUUCUGAUGGUUUGGAAAUCGAAAGGCCCUUACCAGGUGGUUAUGUUGUUGCCGUCGGUCAUGAAGAAUUGGAAUAAGCAUAUCGUUAUGUGUUAGAAAACAGCAGUGAAGUUGAACCUUACAUUGUGGAGCAUAUGGCUUAGUUGAAGGUACAAUAUCCUCGCCAAGCAAAAAGUCCAAAAUGGUUACAAGUUGAACACAAUAGAACAUUCAUAGAUUGGAUACAUUAUAAGGUAA
Rhododendron vialii is the source of this 2159-nucleotide messenger RNA. RefSeq lists its product as uncharacterized. The transcript is spliced from 2 exons. The coding region runs from base 343 to 1425 and encodes 360 amino acids. The record is from RefSeq and is a predicted model, not a curated record. Lineage: Eukaryota; Viridiplantae; Streptophyta; Magnoliopsida; Ericales; Ericaceae.